Messenger RNA from Athene cunicularia (burrowing owl), 6878 nucleotides. RefSeq names its product phosphodiesterase 4D (gene PDE4D). NCBI's taxonomy places the organism in Eukaryota, Metazoa, Chordata, Aves, Strigiformes, Strigidae. The transcript is spliced from 19 exons. Gene Ontology annotation, biological process: signal transduction; cAMP catabolic process; regulation of cardiac muscle cell contraction. The coding region runs from base 127 to 2622 and encodes 831 amino acids. The record is from RefSeq and is a predicted model, not a curated record. Gene Ontology annotation, molecular function: 3',5'-cyclic-AMP phosphodiesterase activity; ATPase binding; transmembrane transporter binding. Gene Ontology annotation, cellular component: nucleus; cytosol; perinuclear region of cytoplasm.
UGGGUAUAGCAGGGGAGAGUGGUCACCCCUGUUGGUACAGUAUAACAGCUGGUAUUUGGAUGGUCGAGGGAUAAAACCUCUCCUCUGAAACUUGCAGAACACUUCUGGUUUAGUCAUAGAGCCACCAUGAACAAGAAUACCUGUAGUCUACACGGGAGGAGCAAAAGUGUUUCAGAAGAAGCUCUGCAGCACAGCAUUGAGGACGAAGAAUCUUUCCAGGGAAUGGAGCCCUAUCUUGUGCGGAGAUUAUCGUCCCGUAACAUCCAGCUUCCUCCGCUGGCUUUCAGGCAGUUAGAACAGGCAGACUGGGAUAAAAAGAAUGAUACUGAGACUAUCCCAAGGCCCACAACUCUUCCACUGAGGAUUCCUCCUCUGAUUGCCAUUACAUCUGCUGAGUCCAGCAGUUUCGAUGUAGACAAUGGUACAUCAUCGGGACGAAGUCCCUUGGAUCCCAUGACGAGCCCUGGAUCAGGGCUAAUUCUUCAGGCAAAUUUUGUCCACAGUCAACGCAGGGAGUCUUUCCUUUACCGGUCAGACAGCGACUAUGACCUGUCUCCAAAGUCCAUGUCCAGGAACUCCUCCAUUGCCAGUGAUAUACAUGGAGAUGACUUGAUUGUGACACCAUUUGCUCAGGUGCUGGCCAGCCUGCGUACUGUACGGAAUAACUUUGCUGCAUUAACCAAUUUACAAGAUCGGGCACCCAGCAAACGAUCACCAAUGUGUAACCAACCAUCUAUUAACAAAGCAACUAUAACAGCGCAUCUGCAGUUUGACAUCAUAUCCUCUCUGUGUACCAGCGUCCUCGACCUCCCUGCUGCCUUGGAAUGCCUGUUCUUUCCACGAGGUUUUCACAGUGUCACGCUGAAUAUUCAAUGUCAGCUCUGUGCAGCUGAAACUCUGCAGAAGGAAUGCCGCGUCCCAAAACUCACCACCUUCGGUGCAGAAAGAACCGUAAGGUGCCAGGUGUGUCCCUUGUACUGCUAUACCAUUUCCAGUGGAAGUUUUCCCUACCAAUGCAUGGCUUUCUCUCCUUUGCAGCUUCAGUAUACUCUACAGAAAAACAAAUCAAAAAUGCCUGAGGCAAACUAUUUACUCUCAGUUUCUUGGGGCUACAUAAAGUUUAAAAGAAUGCUCAACCGGGAGCUAACCCACCUGUCUGAAAUGAGCAGAUCAGGCAAUCAGGUCUCAGAAUAUAUAUCGAACACGUUCUUAGACAAACAACAUGAAGUUGAAAUCCCUUCUCCGACGCAGAAAGAGAAGGAGAAAAAGAAGAGGCCAAUGUCUCAGAUCAGUGGAGUCAAAAAACUGAUGCAUAGCUCCAGCCUAACAAAUUCCAGUAUUCCCAGAUUUGGAGUUAAAACAGACCAAGAAGAUGUUCUUGCCAAGGAACUAGAAGAUGUGAACAAAUGGGGCCUUCAGGUUUUCCGAGUAGCAGAGUUAUCUGGAAACAGACCUUUGACAGUCAUCAUGCACACCAUUUUUCAGGAACGGGACUUGUUAAAAACAUUUAAGAUUCCAGUAGAUACUUUAAUAACUUACUUGAUGACCCUAGAAGACCAUUACCAUACAGAUGUGGCGUAUCACAAUAACAUACAUGCUGCAGAUGUUGUUCAGUCAACCCAUGUCCUGCUGUCAACCCCGGCAUUAGAGGCAGUGUUCACUGAUUUAGAGAUCCUUGCAGCAAUUUUUGCCAGUGCAAUACAUGAUGUAGAUCAUCCUGGGGUUUCAAACCAGUUUCUUAUCAACACAAAUUCUGAACUCGCCUUGAUGUACAAUGACUCAUCAGUACUGGAGAAUCAUCACUUAGCAGUGGGCUUCAAGCUGCUGCAGGAAGAAAAUUGUGACAUUUUCCAGAAUUUGACCAAAAAACAGAGGCAAUCAUUGAGGAAAAUGGUCAUUGACAUUGUACUUGCAACAGACAUGUCUAAGCACAUGAAUCUAUUGGCUGAUUUAAAAACUAUGGUUGAAACCAAAAAAGUGACCAGUUCUGGUGUCCUCCUUCUUGAUAACUAUUCAGACAGGAUUCAGGUUCUUCAGAAUAUGGUGCACUGUGCAGAUCUAAGCAAUCCAACCAAGCCACUCCAUCUUUACCGCCAAUGGACAGACAGAAUCAUGGAGGAAUUUUUCCGUCAGGGAGAUCGGGAAAGAGAGAGGGGAAUGGAGAUCAGUCCCAUGUGUGAUAAGCACAAUGCAUCUGUAGAAAAAUCACAGGUGGGUUUUAUAGACUACAUUGUUCAUCCUCUGUGGGAGACAUGGGCAGAUCUUGUUCACCCGGAUGCCCAGGAUAUCUUAGAUACACUGGAGGACAAUCGAGAGUGGUACCAGAGCACAAUCCCUCAAAGUCCCUCUCCUGCACCUGAUGACCAGGAAGAGGGUAGGCAGGGCCAAACUGAAAAAUUCCAGUUUGAACUAACACUGGAGGAAGACGGUGAGUCAGACACCGAAAAGGACAGUGGAAGUCAAGUAGAAGAAGACACCAGCUGCAGUGACUCCAAGACACUUUGCACCCAGGAUUCAGAAUCCACUGAAAUUCCUCUUGAUGAGCAAGUAGGGGAAGAAGUAGAAGAGGAGGAGAACCAGACAGAACCUUGUGUGGUGGAAGAACAUUCUCCUGACACAUAACAAUGAAGACGCAGUCUCUUUCGUUCUUGCCCUCUUUAUUUCUUUUCCUCUUUCUGUUUUUUCUGUGGGUUUGGGAUUGGUUUUGGGGUUGUUUUUUUUUUUUGAUUAGGUAAUGUUUUCCAAAGUGUAUGUCAUAUGCUAAAACCGUGGCCAGAACUCGCUGUCAUCUGCCAGGACAUUUGUUGAUCAAAACUGACCUUGAUGACUCGGUUUGGCACUCAGGAAUAUUGUAACCAGAAUUUUCACCUCCAUGACAUCAAAAAUCAGAGGGGAUAACAUUCAUAAACUACACUUUAGUAAGCUCUCCAUUUGGCAGAUUUGAUUAAAUAAAUCAAGUGUUUUCAAAGGAGUAUCACCUGCCAACCAAAUGCUGAUAUGCUUUGAUAGUUUUUGAAUUCGUUGUGUUUCACAAUCAAAGUAUUAGAUAAUGCUCAUCAUGAGAGGAAACAGAAAACAAACUGAGGUUCGUACUGAGAAACAAAUGCACAUAAGUGAUGGGAUAUGUGAUUCUGUUAACAAUACGAUGAUGAGCUGUGGAAAUUGCAUCAUUUUCUAACUUCAGGUUUUCCUGAUGCGUGACAAAAAAGUGUGACCCAGUGGGUUGCUCUAGCCUCUGGAUUUCAUAUAGUAUGUAAGAGAUAGAUCUUUUGUAGAGCUUACUUUUAUUAUUAAAUGUACUGAGGUAUUAUAUUUAAAGAAAAACAUUUUCAGACUUCAUCUGCCACUGGUUAUUUUUUUCCAAAGAGAAACUUACAAGUUUUCAGUACAAAUCUGUGCUACACUGGAUAAUACUUCUAGGGAUUUUUUCCCUUCCUUCUUUUUUUUGCACCUUAAUCUCAUGGUAAUAUUGAGCUGUAAAAGUCAAUUUUAUAUAUUUGUGAGUUUCAUGAAUAUCCUUUGUUACAUAAAACUUCUUCAGUAUGAUAGCUUUUUUGGUUUUAGUUUUCCCAAACAUAUUAGAGGAACUUACAUUGUGCUUUUGCCCUUAUACUGGCCUGAUCCUGACAAUUCUAUCUUACUACAAGUUCCAGUGAAACCAGCUGGGACCACUAAGGUUAGAAUUUGCAUAACUAAAGCCUGUAAGAGAGGUAAAUGAAUUGUUGUCUUAAUACAAAGGCAUUUCAGCUGGACAGGGUGCUGGGCCAUCUUGUCCAGAUGAUGCUUUUACCAAGAAAGGUUGGACCAGGUGAUCCUUGACAUCCCUUCCAACCUGAAUUCUGUGACUAUGAAAAGCAGCUCCUCUGCUAUACUAAUAAAAUUUGUUCCUCUGAAACAUGGUUUCCAGACCAGUUUUGGCUGGGAGCUAUAGACUGCUAAAUCGAAACAGGCUAAUACAACGUAUGGAAUAUUUGUUCUGGUGAAAAAAAGCAUUAGUGUAAUAUUUCCAAGUUUGACUUGAUCUUUUUAUCUGUGUCAGCUACCUAGUUAAACCAUUUGCUAAUCUGAGAUGCCUACAGCAUAAAAAUAAUGUUUAGCAUUUUUCAUGUCUUUGUUGCAAGAAGAGCUGGGUCAGUCUUUUUAUGUUUUUAAGUAAAUGAGCAAUGCAUCGUGAGAAUUGUAGUUUACUCCCCAUUAUUUCAGUCUCAGAUCUUUUCAUCCUUUAUCCAGCUUGUGCUGAGGAAAUCCUGCUUUUUAGUUUGAUUGGUCCUGAAAGCUUCUGUAACUUGGAAAGUUAAAGGGAGGUAGGAGUUCAAUCUAUCAUUUUCCAGUCCUGUUGUUUGGUCACAUGAAAGAGGAAGGAAUUUUAUUUCCUCCAUUUUACUCUUUGUUAAAAUUGCAGUUUUGAGCCUAGAAGAUGGGGAAUAGUUGCCUAGGGAAGCUAGCAGACUCCCAGUCUUUUUAAAAUUUUGGUAAAAAUAGCAACAUCAAGAUGAUUUAUUAACAAAAGAUAGCAACAGCCUUUAUUUUACCCUUGGAUCCAUUUUGACGUAAGUUUGCAGAUAUGAAUGCAGGGUUUUUUAAGUGUCUGAGAUCUAGAAUAAAAACCUGUUAAAAACAAUUGGCUAAUAAUUCAGCUUUUAAAUGCAUUUUGCAUUCUUCUGUAUCCAGGUCAUAGUUUUCUCUACCUUUAGCCCUCACAGGGCUUUAGCACAGAAGAUGCUAAAGAAGGAAAGAGAAUUAAGAGAACUCAUGGGUUGGGGUUUUUUUUCUCAAUUUUUGACUUGUUCUUCAUCAUUUCUCCUGAACGUGAUCCAUUUAAAAAUCCUUUCAGUCCCCAAGAGUGCCUGGAACCUUAGUAAUGGAAAAGCAAUAUAAAUUCCAAAAUAACCAAUAGGGACCUGAAAAGGUUUGUAUCUGCACUAAUUGAAAGUAAAUGAAAAGCAUAACACCAUACUGAGAUAUACACCCAUACAUGUGGACAAUCAAAUAAUAGAAAAUUAAAUCAUUUCUUAGAGCCAGGGAUAUAAUGCACUGUACAAUCUUUUUUUUCCUCUUUUGCCAAAGUGUGUUUUAGCAUUGCACACUGCUUUAAAACAAUACAAUUUACAAGUGGCUUUAUGUGUUCUGAAUAUUUUUGCCAUAAAAAAAUGCAGUGAGUGGAUAAAGUGGGGAAAAAAAGAAAAUUCAUCUUGCUAUAACAGUACAUUUUAGCUUGCAAGUUACUGUACUCAAUGCUGUAUUUGAAUUGUUAAAUUGUUUUGUGUUAUUAAAAAAUGAUGAUGAAAGAAUAUAGAUAAAUAGCAUUCAGAAAUUUAAAAACUUUUAUGAAAUGGAUUUUACAGAAAGCUUUGACAGUUCUUUUCAAAUGCAUUAUUUAUUUUGUGCCAUGCAUUUUUCUCACCAAAUGACCUUACCUGUAAUACAGUCUUGUUUGUCUCUGUUUACAACCAUGUAUUUAUUGUAAUGUACAUACUGUAAUGUUAAUUGUAAAUUAUCAGUUCUUAUUAUAACAUCAUCCUUGUCAGGGUGGUGUUGCUAUAUUUGGAAACUCUUGGUGAGAGAAUGAUUGUGUAUACAUAUUCCUUGUACAUUUUUUUUCUCCUGUAAGAUAUCCAGUGUCACCUUAGAGCUUGUUUAUGGAAGAGUCGAGAAAAGUAUAAAAUUCAUAAAGAUAACAAUAAAAAAAGCUGCAGGUCUUUGGUCCCAGGGCUGUGCCUUAACUUUAAACAAUAUUUUCUUCUGUUUUGCUGCAUUUGGAAGUAACAUAGCUGUGGGGCUAGGGCUGGGCAUUUCUACCAUAUUUUUAGUUGCUGACAGGUGGGGAUAAUUGUAUGAGCUAUUAUGCAUGAUACUACAAUGAGCUUUCAUUCACGACCCUACUGGAAGUUCAAUCUUUUCCAGACUUCUGGCAAUGUAAUUGUAUUGCCUGUCUUAUAAUCUUUUUUACAAGCUAUCAUCAGGGUUUAUUGCAGCCAUUUUUUUCUCCUAAAAAAGUAUAAAAUCGAUACUGUAUUUCAGUACGAAACUCUACUGAAACAGCUUUGGAAAGCAUCUGUAAUAAGCAUUUGAUUUUAGUGCAUAUUGGGAAAUGGAAUAGUCAGAAUUAAAAGGGUAUAACUUAUACACUUUUACAUUGUCUGUAAUAUCUCUUCUUUAUUUAAUAGUACAAACUAUCACUAUAUAAGCAGAAUCCAUAAAGUAGGACAAAAGACAACUUUAAUCUUGUAAAUGCUUUCCAACACCAAUAUUAGUGUUAUAAGCAGCCAAAGUUUUAUUUUAUAUAGUUGUAUUUAAGGCUUUGCACAGGUUUGUAUAGCAUGAUGCACUAGAUCUAGAGGAGGGUGGUAAACCUUUAGAUCUUUUAAUAACACUAGUGUUAGGUUUGCAGGUUGGACCGAGCAUCUCUUGCUGUUUGACCUGCUACAUUGCUUCAGACUACUUAGAGCUGAUAUCAAUGAAUUUGCCAGAGUGAGGUAAAUACCUCUCCUCCAUUCCAGUGAUGCCCAGCCCUUGUAGCAUGGGACUUCUUUAUGAAAGGAGAGAUUCUUUUUCAAGGAAAAACAGAGCCUCCUUUUUGACACAAACUGUAGAUUUUAGCAGCCCUGGCCCAAAGGAAAUUGAUUGCUUUUGUUUUAAUUGGUAUUAAAAGGGACACCGUAUCAACAGAAAUCCUGAACAAUUUUUUGUUAUUGUUUUAAUUUGAUUUUUCUUUUUGUUAUGUCUUGAGAGUGGCAACUUGUGUGGACAUUGCACAUGACUAUUCUUUCACUGGUUUCUUAGCCUCUCUUACAGCCUAGGGGAUAGUAUUGUACAUCAAUACCUUCAUAUGAAAUUUUAUAUGCAAUGGAAAUAAAAGCAUGGGUUGAUUCUGCCUA